This is a messenger RNA of Saprolegnia parasitica CBS 223.65, 1365 nucleotides long. RefSeq lists its product as hypothetical. Gene Ontology annotation, cellular component: mitochondrion. The transcript has 3 exons. The record is from RefSeq and is a predicted model, not a curated record. Lineage: Eukaryota; Oomycota; Saprolegniomycetes; Saprolegniales; Saprolegniaceae. Gene Ontology annotation, biological process: cardiolipin biosynthetic process. Gene Ontology annotation, molecular function: CDP-diacylglycerol-glycerol-3-phosphate 3-phosphatidyltransferase activity. The coding region runs from base 1 to 1365 and encodes 454 amino acids.
AUGCCGAGCCCGAAGGCGACCGUCGAAGCUGUCUUCGACGACCUCGCGCUCUCUAACCCGUCGUUCCCGCUCGAGUCGGACGCGGUCUCGGUGCUCACGUCGCCCGAUGCAUUCUACCAGCAGCUGCUCACAAACAUCCGCGCAGCGCAGCGCCGCAUCAGCCUCUCGUCGCUCUACAUUGGCACGGACGAGCUCAGCCGCGCGCUCGUCGCAACGCUGCAAGAAGCCGUGGCUGCCAACCCAUGCCUCGAAGUGUCCAUCGUGCUCGACUACUCGCGUGGGCAGCGUGGCGGCAACACGGCCAAGAGCUCCGUGGCCGUCCUCACACCGCUCCUCGAAGCGCAUCCUGGCAACGUUCGCUUGCACUUGUACCGCGUACCGCAGCUCGAGCACUGGGCAGCCAAGCGUCUGCCACCGCCGUUCGACGAGACCAUGGGCGUGAGCCACUCCAAGGUCUACCUCUGCGACGACACGCUCAUCAUGAGUGGUGCCAACUUGAGCGGCGAUUACUUUACGCAGCGCCAAGACCGGUACGUGCAGAUUGACUCCAAGCACCUCGCGGCCUUCUACCACACCUUUGUCGAGGUCAUGGCCGAGCACGCGCAUGGUGUGUCCAUGAGCGGUGGCGUUCCGCUUGUCAACGCCCCCAUGGGGUCGCCAGCCGACUUUGCCAACGCGCUGAGCGACUUGCAGCAGUACCCGUCGGUGACCGAGCCGUCGAACGCGACGACGUGGGCGAUGCCAACGAUCCAAUUCUCGCCGCUGCGCAUCGUCCAGGACCAGCACACGCUGUCGCGUCUCGUGGGCCUUUUGCCCGAGCACGCGUCCUUGGACAUUGCGUCGGGGUACCUCAACUUCCCGCCCUUCUUGACGGAGGCGCUCGUCGACCGCGGCGUGCCACUCGAUGUGCUCACGGCGGCGCCGAUGGCCAACGGCUUCUUCAACGGCAACGGCAUCAAGGGCGCGCUUCCGAUGGCCUACUCGCUCAUCGAAGCCGGUUUCUACGACCGCUUUGGGCCCGAGUUGCUCACGCUGCGCGAGUACAACCGAAGCGAUUGGACGUUCCACGGCAAAGGACUGUGGGUCCAUGACCGCAACGGCGCGGUGCCGCUCACGAUCGUCGGGAGCUCCAACUUUGGCCAGCGCUCGUACGGCCGGGACCUCGAGUCGCAGGUGUACUUGUUUACUACCGACCCUGCGCUCCAAACGACGUUCCAAGGCGAGUACGAGCAGCUGCGGACGCACAGCGAAACCGUGAAUGACGCGCUCUGGAAGCGCCCGGACCGACAGCUCCACGGCCUCUUCUCGUGGAAGUAUGGCCACUGGAUACGGCCGGCGGCCCGCGCCGUCAUCUCCUUCUUGUAG